Messenger RNA from Felis catus (domestic cat), 1443 nucleotides. RefSeq names its product heat shock protein family B (small) member 8 (gene HSPB8). Gene Ontology annotation, biological process: cellular response to unfolded protein. The record is from RefSeq and is a predicted model, not a curated record. Bases 1 to 591 code for a protein of 196 amino acids. Gene Ontology annotation, molecular function: protein homodimerization activity. NCBI's taxonomy places the organism in Eukaryota, Metazoa, Chordata, Mammalia, Carnivora, Felidae. The transcript is spliced from 3 exons. Gene Ontology annotation, cellular component: nucleus; protein folding chaperone complex; cytoplasm.
AUGGCUGAUGGUCAGAUGCCCUUCUCCUGCCACCUCCCAAGCCGCCUGCGCAGAGACCCCUUCCGAGACUCAUCCCUCCCCUCGCGCCUGCUGGAUGAUGACUUUGGCAUGGACCCCUUCCCGGACGACUUGACUGCCUCUUGGCACAACUGGGCCCUGCCUCGAUUCUCCCCAGCAUGGCCUGGAACCCUAAGGUCAGGCAUGGUGCCUCGGGGGCCCACGGCUGCAGCCAGGUUCGGGGUACCUGCUCAGGGCAGGAGCCCCCCACCCUUCCCUGGGGAGCCCUGGAAAGUGUGUGUUAACGUGCACAGCUUUAAGCCAGAGGAGCUGAUGGUGAAGACCAAGGACGGAUACGUGGAGGUGUCUGGCAAACAUGAAGAGAAGCAGCAAGAAGGUGGCAUCGUUUCCAAGAACUUCACGAAGAAGAUCCAGCUUCCUGCAGAGGUGGAUCCUGUGACAGUUUUUGCCUCGCUUUCCCCAGAGGGCCUGCUGAUCAUCGAAGCCCCCCAGGUCCCCCCUUACUCACCAUUUGGAGAGAGCAGUUUCAACAACGAGCUUCCCCAAGACAGCCAGGAAGUCACCUGUUCCUGAGACCCCAGUCUUGGCCCAUCUUUAUCCUUCCCCAACUGCAGGGCGUCUCUGUAUUCCAGAGUACAUUACUUUAGCUGAAUUCAUAGAUUUAGUGACUAAGAUGUUAGGGGUGGGGGUGGACUGACCACGGACUCCCUGGAUAGCGUAGUAGUAGGUUUUUCCACAGAACGGUACAAUUGGCAGGGUCCUGCUCAAUUGCAUUAGGCCAAAAUGCUGGGAGAUUGUUUCUUUACCUUUUCUAUCAUGAUGAAAAUGUUGCACAUUCUAUAGCUGCAGAACAGAUAGAAGGGGACAUGACAUUUCACACUGUAUCUUACCUUGCAGCUAAUGCAAAAGGUUGCUUUUCUCUGGGGACCUCCCUGUCACCCAGAUUCCUAUUCUGGGCUCCUGGUUUCCAUGCCUGCUCCAUGGUUUGGUUGAUGGAGCCCACUGGCUCACCCCACUGUGUUUCUGCAGCCCUGGUCUACAAAGGGGUGUAGAUAGGUCUUACAUCCCCAUAUGGGAUUUAUCCAACAGCCACAUGAAAACAGUGCCUUCUGCUCUUCACCCAGGCAUUUAUAGCAUGUUCCCAAGUUGGCACUCCCUGAGGACUCUGGAAACCGAUGUAGUCUCUGGCUAGAGUCUCCCCUUUCUCGUGCCUCCUAUGUCCAAUUGGGGAUUUUUACAGAGGGGGCUGUCUCCAAACAGCUCCACCAGGAACCAAGCAAAGGCCAGACAGACUGGCAGGCAGGCUAGUGGUAUUGUGUAUAUGAGUGAGACGUGUGUGUCAUUGUUAUUUGAAUUGUGCUGUUGUUUAGGGGGGAAUUAACAGUAAAUAAUAAUAAUAAUAAAAAAAAGGAGCUGAUGUUCUUA